This is a messenger RNA of Chara braunii, 2511 nucleotides long. Lineage: Eukaryota; Viridiplantae; Streptophyta; Charophyceae; Charales; Characeae. The record is from the annotation of a GenBank genome assembly.
CCCGUUCAUUUCCGCAGAUCCGUACACGCGCGUGUUUGAUCUGCGUAAACGAACGGGCAUGAAACCGUCGAGCAAGCUUAUUAUCGGGAACGAUCUGUUCGUCAAUCGACCGAUUGAUCACUCAGAGGGUGCGAUGUUUGUUCGAUCGCUUGGUUGUCACAAUCAACCGCGGUGCUCCCAUGGAAGGGGGAGAUUUGGGUUCCGUCCUUCUUCCCAACUCCAUCGGAGCGAGGUCCGUGGUUGCUUCGACGAUAGCGACGACGAAGCACAGGAGCAGACGCGGCCUUCGCCACUUAGGCGGGGAGACCGGUCUGUCCUGAGUAUUCCUGGGGUGGAAGGACACACCCCGGUUCUCGACCGGCCGUCGACGUCAACCGGGGGGGAUGAGGAAGGUGUACAGCAGCCUGCGCAUAAGAGAAGGGGAGGUCCUCAGAAAGAGGGUGCGGGUUUGGCAAAGAAAUAUACGGCAAGGACCCCCCAGACGACGGGGGGGGAAAGGAAGGGAGUUGAGGGGCAGGAGGGCACAUCGGGUCGGAAACGCCCGACGUCGGUGCAGAAACAGCCUCAGUCGGGUGCUCUCGAGGCGAAGGGUCCCAUUGACAUCAACGCCACGUACUUCCUCGAAUGGAAAGACAGUGUGAGGACAAAGCGAGAGUUCUUCAUUAGCCCGUCGCGGGUCGUCGAGAUCGGUGAGUGGGAAGCGUCGUACAACCAACGGUCGUUGGAUCCCGUGCACACACAGCUCAUCAUUGACGCGAUGAGGAUGACCUUCUCGCAAGCCGAGAAGACGUACGAGUUGCUUACCCUUAAGCUGGCGCCACUCGAGCGGGAGAAACCGAAGCCGGGCGUACGGGCGGAUCGUCUGAAGCCAGAGGACUGGAAGCACAACGCGGCUGCAGCCAAGGCGCUGCUCGACACCGACGUCGCAUUGAGAUACAACUUCGAGAGGUGGCCUGCAAGUAUGGUUUACUUCUCGGACGAGGAGUUCGAAGGGUAUUUUCUGGUCAGCUCGGAGGACAACAAGAAGGACUUGAAGGCGCCUCCAAGACAGUUGAAACUAUCAAUGAAGGACAUUCGGUGGCUGUGGAAGGAAAAGGGUUUCCCAAAGGCUGUUAUGGGGAACCCCAAUGGAAAACAAGCUCAUGUGCAGAAAUGGCGUGAGUUCUGUGCGCAUGCACUUCACAAGACGCCUUACAACCACUUGUGGAUUCUCGUUGAUGAGAAAGGCGAGGACAAUAUUAAGAACCAGAACGCUGCCCUUCGCUCUUAUUUUCCACUGGUGAUGGCUGGAAAAAGCGCGUGGGAACUGGGUAUGGAAUUCUUCAAGAAAUGGGAGACGGGGAGACUUCUGACACCUGAGGGGGCGAAGUGGAUCACAAAGAAAAGGAAAGUGAAGGACGUCAGGCCCGGCGUUAGCCACAUCAAAAACGAGAAGUUGGGGCAAAAGGAGAUCGUCUACAACGUCCCCGUCCUCAACUGCAAGGUUUUGUGGGUGCAGACAGGCUCCGCUUCAUUGGCGAAGCAAGGGAAGCUGGGAGUGCAGGAAGCAGUGCACCUGCUGAAGUGCGACCUCAUCUUGGUGCGAUUGUGGAACUACUACCAAUUUAUGCACGAGAACCGGGCGGAUACGGACUGUACACGUGCGUAUCCCUUCCUGAAGAAGCGCGAGGCGAUUUUGGUGGAGUUCGAGAAGCAGGGAAUGGAUCCCGCGUUGUGGGACGGAAGCAGGAAGCUCGUCAGUGACGCCUCGCUGUUCAAGGACUGCCCGCCGUACAUAGGGUGCGAGGAUGUCAAAAUGAUCAAGGCGACGGAAAAACUCGCCCUCAACAAGAAGUUAUCCGCCGAAUGGAAGAACAAGGUCCUCUCCGUGUUGACCGACAGUAGGGCGAAGAGUAUGGAGGUCGCGCUUGCCGAAGGCGUGGUGCAUGUUCUGUGGAAAGACUCGGGGGACAUGACAUCGAUUGCCCCGUUCAGCGUUGACCCUCUGGAGGCGCAGAUGAGGGUCACGAAGUUGGAGAAAGCGGUUGGGACCACCAAAUGCCAUACGUGCGUUCUCGAUCUGCGCGAUCCGGUGGACUUCAAACAGUGGACGCCGGAAGCUAUUGAGAGUUUGAAUUCCCUCCUCGAGCAAUUGUUUCCGUCACACCGGACGGUCGUCGCUUUCGUCCCUCUGCGGUGGGACUACUCCUUCAUGACCGACCUGCGCCAUCUGCCCGUUGUGAAGGCAAUGGCAGGCAAGUGGGUCAGGAGGACGCAGCAGAAGAAACGUUUUCCAGUGGGGAACAACUUGUACUCGGCUGACAACCGCAUGCACGUUCUCUUCAAAGGUGACGAUUUGCGGGAGAAUACUUGUGACUGUCGGAAGGUGACGCUGCGGCUAAGGCGACAAACGGUUGGGCAAUGAGGAGGAUGCCUACUGUGAGGAGUCGUCUGACUCGUUCGGGUAGCUUUAUGCAGGUCAUCUGGGGUUUGAUGUCGACGACGAUGCGACGACAAUGGAGAUGGAGACGC